CUCCUCGCCUGCUCCAGAUGUUUGUCCUUCGCGCCUCUCUCCGUCUCCUACCUGCUUCCUCAUCCAUCGCUCGCCCCUCUUUCUCUCUCUUCAAACGCACAAUGGUCUCUACCCCCUCCGUCACCCUCUCCGGCUCCGGCCAGCAGAUGCCCCUCGUCGGCUUCGGCAUCUGGAAAGUUCCCCAGGAAACCUGCGCCGACACCGUCUACAACGCCAUCAAGUCCGGAUACCGUCUCUUCGACGGCGCCCAGGACUACGGCAACGAGAAGGAGGCCGGUGAAGGUGUCCGCCGCGCGAUCGCCGACGGUCUCGUCAAGCGCGAGGAGCUCUUCAUCACCUCCAAGCUCUGGAACACUUACCACUCCAAGGAGCACGUCCUCACCAUGACCAAGAAGUCGCUCGCCGACUGGGGUCUUGACUACUUCGACCUCUGGCUCAUCCACUUCCCCAUCUCGCAAAAGUACGUCGAUCCCGCCGAGCGCUACCCUCCCAACCUCCUCUACGACGUCGACAAGGGAACCAUGGAGUUCGAGGACGUCCCCUUGUCCGAGACCUGGGCUGAGUUUGAGAAGGCCGUCGAGCUCGGAUACGCAAAGAACAUUGGAAUCUCCAACUGCGCCGGUGCUCUCCUCAUCGAUCUCCUCCGCUACGCCAAGAUCCGCCCCUCCGUCCUCCAGAUCGAGCACCACCCCUACCUCACCCAGCCCAAGCUGAUCGCUCUCGCCAAGCAGCAGAACAUCGCCAUCACCGGCUACUCCUCCUUCGGGCCCCAGUCCUUCCUCGAGAUGGGCUCCGAGGCCGCGCUCAAGACCCCCUUGCUCCUCGAGCACGCCCUCAUCUCCUCGAUCGCGACCGCCCACUCCAAGACCCCCGCCCAGGUCAUCCUGCGCUGGGCCACCCAGCGCGGCAUCGCCGUCAUUCCCAAGUCAAACAACCCCAACCGUUUGGCCGAGAACUUGUCGCACACCGACUUUGAUCUCACCCAGGCCGAGCUCGACUCCAUUUCGGCUCUCAACAUCGGCCUUCGCUUCAACGACCCUGCUGACUGGCCCGGCCAGAUCUACAUCUUUGCUUAAUUUAGUUUAUUUUGUAAUUAUUUGUAUAUGUAGUUUGUGAAUACACUUGAUCUUUGCACAAUGCUUUUCGAUCGUAAA
Messenger RNA from Myxozyma melibiosi, 1154 nucleotides. RefSeq names its product NADPH-dependent D-xylose reductase II,III. The record is from RefSeq and is a predicted model, not a curated record. Bases 18 to 1076 code for a protein of 352 amino acids. NCBI's taxonomy places the organism in Eukaryota, Fungi, Ascomycota, Lipomycetes, Lipomycetales, Lipomycetaceae. The transcript has a single exon. Gene Ontology annotation, cellular component: cytosol. Gene Ontology annotation, molecular function: aldose reductase (NADPH) activity.